Molecule: messenger RNA, 714 nt
Organism: Arvicola amphibius (Eurasian water vole)
Lineage: Eukaryota; Metazoa; Chordata; Mammalia; Rodentia; Cricetidae
Gene: Syndig1l
Product: synapse differentiation inducing 1 like
Exons: 3
Coding region: 1-714 (237 amino acids)
Cellular component (GO): membrane; intracellular membrane-bounded organelle
Source: RefSeq, a predicted model, not a curated record
AUGGAGAGACUGAGUGAAUUACAGAACCCACUGCUGCCAAGGAGCCCCGCCCACCUCCACAGUCCCUACCCCUACACGGAGGCCCCAUCUAGCUGGUCCUGCCAAGAAAAGCUUUAUUCCUACCUCCUAAGAGGUGCUGGUCCUGCUCGCACCCACCAGCUCUUAGACCCAGGGUCCCUGCAGCUGGCCGUGGAGGCUUGGUAUCGACCUCGAUGCCUCCUGGGGAAGGACAAGGUCAAAGAGCCCAAAGCAGGCAGCUGUGAGACCAGCUUCACCGAGGCCAGGGAGCCCCCACUGGGGCCCACAGAACAGGGCUCAGAACCUGGCCAAACGGAAGAGGAUGUCACCAUCCACACUGUGUCCUAUGGGGUCCAAGAGGAGCUGCAGGGCCAGCAGGAUAGCCAGGAGGAAGAGAGUGACGCCACCUCAACAGAGAGCGAAAGCGAAGACACCUUUGUCACCCUGCCUCCCAGGGACCACUUGGGGCUCACCCUCUUCUCCAUGCUCUGCUGUUUCUGGCCCCUGGGCAUUGCUGCCUUCUACUUCUCCCAGGGGACCAGCAAGGCCAUCUCCAAAGGAGACUUCCGCCUGGCCAGCACCACCUCCCGCAGGGCACUCUUCCUGGCCACGCUCGCCAUCGCUGUGGGGGCAGGUCUCUAUGUGGCUGUGGUGGUGGCUCUGGCUGCUUACAUGUCCCAGAAUGGCCAUGGCUAG